AUGUAUGGAAGUGCUCGUUCUGUGGGCAAGGUGGAGCCCAGCACGCAGAGCCCAGGGCGCUCACCGCGGCUGCCGCGCUCGCCUCGCCUGGGCCACCGCCGAACCAACAGCACGGGAGGCAGCUCGGGGAGCAGUACUGGGGGUGGCAGUGGGAAAACCCUUUCUAUGGAAAACAUUCAGUCCUUAAAUGCUGCCUAUGCCACGUCUGGCCCUAUGUACCUGAGUGACCAUGAGAACGUGGGUGCAGACACCCCGAAGAGCACCAUGACCUUGGGCCGGUCAGGGGGGCGGCUGCCUUACGGUGUUCGGAUGACUGCCAUGGGCAGCAGCCCUAACAUUGCCACUAGUGGAGUUGCCAGUGAUACCAUUGCAUUUGGAGAGCACCAUCUCCCCCCAGUGAGCAUGGCAUCCACUGUGCCUCACUCGCUGCGCCAGGCCAGGGAUAACACCAUCAUGGACCUGCAGACACAGCUCAAGGAGGUGCUGAGGGAAAACGAUCUGCUCCGCAAGGAUGUGGAGGUGAAAGAAAGUAAGCUGAGUUCUUCCAUGAACAGCAUUAAGACCUUCUGGAGCCCUGAGCUCAAAAAGGAGAGAGCUCUGAGGAAGGAUGAAGCUUCAAAAAUCACCAUUUGGAAGGAACAGUAUAGAGUUUUGCAAGAAGAAAACCAGCAUAUGCAGAUGACUAUCCAGGCUCUCCAAGAUGAACUGCGGAUCCAGCGGGACCUGAACCAGUUGUUCCAGCAGGACAGCAGCACCAGAACCAGUGAGCCCUUCGUGGCAGAGCUGACAGAGGAGAACUUCCAGCGGCUGCACGCAGAGCACGAGCGCCAGGCCAAGGAGCUGUUCCUGCUUCGGAAAACCUUGGAGGAGAUGGAGCUACGGAUUGAGACACAGAAACAGACCUUAAAUGCACGUGAUGAGUCCAUCAAAAAGCUGCUGGAGAUGCUGCAGAGUAAAGGUCUGUCAGCAAAAGCCACUGAGGAGGACCACGAGCGGACACGACGGUUGGCUGAGGCAGAGAUGCACGUGCACCACUUGGAAAGCCUUCUUGAACAGAAGGAAAAAGAAAACAAUGUGCUGAGAGAGGAAAUCCAUCGUCGAUUUGAGAGCGCUCCUGACACAGCCAAGACAAAAGCUCUCCAAACUGUUAUUGAGAUGAAGGAUUCAAAAAUUUCUUCCAUGGAGCGUGGCCUCCGGGAUUUGGAAGAGGAGAUUCAGAUGUUGAAGUCAAAUGGAGCCCUGAGCACGGAGGAACGUGAGGAGGAAAUGAAGCAAAUGGAGGUGUACCGCAGCCAUUCCAAAUUCAUGAAAAAUAAGGUAGAGCAACUGAAGGAAGAGCUAAAUGCCAAAGAGGCUCAAGGGGAGGACCUGAAAAAAAGAGUGGCUGGUCUCCAGACCGAGAUUGGCCAGGUGAAACAGGAGCUGUCACGCAAGGACACUGAGCUGCUGGCCCUGCAGACCAAGCUGGAGACCCUCACCAACCAGUUCUCUGACAGCAAGCAGCACAUCGAAGUUCUCAAAGAGUCUCUUACAGCUAAAGAGCAAAGAGCUGCCAUCCUGCAGACAGAGGUAGAUGCGCUACGGUUACGUCUGGAAGAGAAGGAGACCAUGUUGAACAAGAAGACAAAGCAGAUCCAGGAGAUGGCAGAGGAGAAGGGGACUCAAGCAGGUGAGAUCCACGACCUCAAGGACAUGCUGGAGGUGAAGGAACGCAAAGUUAAUGUUCUUCAGAAGAAGAUUGAGAACCUUCAGGAGCAGUUGAGAGACAAGGAGAAACAGAUGAGCAGCUUAAAGGAUCGAGUGAAAUCCUUGCAGGCCGACACCACAAACACUGACACUGCCUUGACCACUCUGGAAGAAGCAUUGGCAGAAAAAGAAAAGACCAUUGAGCGUUUGAAGGAGCAGCGUGACAGAGAUGAACGAGAAAAACAGGAAGAGAUCGACAACUACAAGAAAGACAUUAAGGACCUGAAAGAGAGAGUCAGCAUUUUACAAGGAGAUCUCACAGAGAAAGAGACAUCAUUACUGGAUCUUAAGGAACAUGCUUCAUCAUUAGCUUCAUCAGGACUGAAGAAAGAUUCAAGACUCAAGACACUGGAAAUUGCAUUAGAACAGAAAAAGGAAGAAUGUUUGAAGAUGGAAACACAAUUGAAGAAGGCUCAUGAGGCAACCCUGGAGGCGAGGGCCAGUCCUGAGCUGAGUGACCGCAUGCAGCAGCUGGAAAGAGAGGUAACGCGGUACCGGGAAGAGUCUGGCAAGGCUCAGGCUGAGGUGGAUCGGCUUCUGGAGAUCCUGAAAGAGAUGGAAAAUGAGAAGAAUGAUAAGGAUAAGAAGAUAGCAGAGCUGGAAAGGCAAGUUAAAGAUCAAAAUAAGAAAGUAGCAAAUUUGAAGCACAAAGAACAAGUGGAGAAAAAGAAGAGUGCACAGAUGCUGGAGGAGGCCAGGAGACGAGAGGAUAACCUUAAUGACAGCUCCCAACAGCUUCAGGACAAUCUGCGUAAAAAGGAUGAUCGGAUUGAAGAAUUGGAAGAGGCACUCAGAGAAAGUGUUCAGAUAACUGCAGAGCGGGAAAUGGUGCUAGCACAAGAGGAGUCAGCCAGGAUCAAUGCUGAGAAACAGGUAGAAGAGCUGAUGAUGGCUAUGGAGAAGGUCAAACAGGAGCUGGAGUCAAUGAAAGCAAAAUUGUCCUCUACACAGCAGUCUUUGGCUGAGAAGGAAACCCAUUUGACCAACCUACGAGCUGAAAGAAGGAAACAUUUGGAAGAGGUCCUGGAAAUGAAACAAGAAGCCCUUCUUGCUGCCAUUAGUGAAAAAGAUGCCAAUAUUGCUCUGCUAGAGCUUUCAUCCUCUAAGAAGAAGACUCAGGAUGAAGUGGCUGCACUGAAACGAGAGAAAGACCGUCUUGUGCAACAGCUCAAGCAGCAGACUCAGAAUCGUAUGAAGCUGAUGGCUGACAACUAUGAGGAUGACCACCUCAAAUCCUCAUCCCAUUCCAACCAAACCAACCACAAGCCCUCCCCUGACCAGAUCAUUCAGCCCCUCUUAGAACUUGACCAGAACCGCAGCAAGUUGAAGUUGUACAUCGGCCAUCUGACAGCCCUGUGCCACGACCGCGACCCCCUGAUCCUGCGUGGGCUCACCCCGCCUGCCUCCUACCACCUGGAUGAUGACCAGGCAGCUUGGGAAAAGGAGCUGCACAAGAUGACCCAGGAGCAGCUGCACGAGGAGCUGGAGAAGGGCGAGAGGGAGAGCGUGGAGCUGCAGGAGUUCGCCAACGCCAUCCUGCAGCAGAUCGCAGAUCACUGCCCUGACAUCCUGGAGCAGGUCGUCAACGCCCUCGAGGAGUCCUCGUGACCUCGGCCACCAGUCCAUGGAGCAGCACACCAGUGAC
This is a messenger RNA of Cinclus cinclus, 3391 nucleotides long. It is a transcript of the gene ERC1, whose product is annotated as ELKS/RAB6-interacting/CAST family member 1. Lineage: Eukaryota; Metazoa; Chordata; Aves; Passeriformes; Cinclidae. Gene Ontology annotation, biological process: neuromuscular synaptic transmission; regulation of synaptic plasticity; maintenance of presynaptic active zone structure. Gene Ontology annotation, cellular component: cytoskeleton of presynaptic active zone. The record is from RefSeq and is a predicted model, not a curated record. The transcript has 18 exons. Gene Ontology annotation, molecular function: structural constituent of presynaptic active zone. The coding region runs from base 1 to 3354 and encodes 1117 amino acids.